AUGAAGCAGGAGGCCGCAAGCCUGAACAUGACGUCCUACUUUGACUAUUACUCGACGCGGUGCCAGCGAUUCUCUCGGGACGGCGGCAUCUACGUCUGCGUGAAGUCACACGAUGCUCUCGUCACUAUCGCCAAACAACGGACCUUGACAGAUGUCACGAGAGACGAAACUCGCUCGUCCCUGGGAUGGGAGUCGAGGACGACGGACACCACCAUCGACUUGUGUGCGAGCCUGCUCCUGAUGGCAGAAGUGGGCGUGCACAAGCUUUGCUUCUCGGGCUCCAACCCCCUGACCUGGUCCGGCCACCAAACACUUCGGCAAACCAUUGAGCGGCAUUUCCAACCCGAAAAGCAGCUUCAGCCAGAUAAUUCCAGGCUGGGAAGACCUUUUACCGCCCGGAACCUCGCAUACGUCGGUAGCAUGAAGAUCAAGUGGACCAGCAACAUUGUCGAUCACCUGCUGCUGUCAGACGACGACCAGACCGUCUUUAUCUUCCAUCAUGCCGGGUUUCUGCGGUACCACCAGUGA
Parathielavia appendiculata is the source of this 528-nucleotide messenger RNA. RefSeq lists its product as uncharacterized. The transcript has a single exon. The record is from RefSeq and is a predicted model, not a curated record. Bases 1 to 528 code for a protein of 175 amino acids. Lineage: Eukaryota; Fungi; Ascomycota; Sordariomycetes; Sordariales; Chaetomiaceae.